Seminavis robusta is the source of this 4188-nucleotide messenger RNA. NCBI's taxonomy places the organism in Eukaryota, Bacillariophyta, Bacillariophyceae, Naviculales, Naviculaceae. The record is from the annotation of a GenBank genome assembly.
AUGAAGUCCUUCUCAACUAUCCUCGAGUCCCUCAAUCACCAUGCCUUGGAGACACCGGACAAGGUCGUCUUUACUUGGGUCGACAUCAAGUGUGAGGAGCAGGACAGGAUGACAUUCAAGCAGCUGGAAGACCAAUCCGAUGCUGUGGCUUCUCGUCUCCUCAAACUCGGAUGCAAGAAAGGAGAUCAUGUCAUGAUUGCCUAUCCCUUUGGCCUCGAGUUCUUGGCUGGCAUGUUUGGUGCCAUGAAGAUCGGGGUCAUCCCCUGCUCCAUUUAUCCACCCAAUCCCAACCGGCUCAAGACAGAAAUGCCAAAGUUCUGUGGUUUUGCCAAGGAUGCCGGAGCCAAGUAUGCCCUAUCCACUAGCAUUUUUGCUGCUGGCAUGACUGCCGCUAGUGUCCUCUACAAGACUGGUGUCGCUUGGAUUGGGACCAACAAGCUAACAAUCAAGAAACGCAACCCAAACAAACCCAAAGAGUAUGAGACGUUUGUGGGAGAGCCAGAAGGCAUCUGCUUUAUCCAAUACACAUCUGGUAGUACGGGAUGUCCCAAAGGAGUCAUGAUCAGUCACAACAACCUGGUGGAAGACAUUUGGGCCAUUUCACGAGUUUUAGGCACAAACGCUGUGGGAGCCUUGUGGCUCCCACAAUAUCACGACAUGGGGCUUGUGUCGGGAUUUAUGAGCGCUCUGUAUGCCGGAGUUCAUGUUAUCAUGGCAUCACCUAUCGACUUUAUCAUGAGGCCCCUGUUGUGGACUGAUAUGGUAGAGACCUACCAAGCCACUCAUACUUGCGCUCCAAACUUUGCCUAUGCAUUGCUACUGAAACGGUUGAAACAGGCCAACAGAAAUGCCAACUGGAGUCAUGUCACUCAUGCUAUGUUUGCUGCGGAACCCACCCAGAGACAUGUAGUGGAGGAGUUGGCACAAACCCUUUCUAUCAGACGAGAACAUGUGUACAACCUCUAUGGACUGGCUGAGGCUGUUGUGUUUCUCACAGGAGGACCUGCCUACCCUGACUCUGAUGGGGUCGUUUGCUGUGGUCCAGUAGACUCUCCAUCUGUCAAGCUUCGGAUAGUUGAGGAUGGAAAGGAGGUUGAAGAUGGACAAGUUGGGACUAUCUGGGUCCAGUCUCCUUGUGUGGCAGCUGGGUACUAUGGCCAGUCACAGCUGACUGCCUCUACCUUUGCCAACUGCUUGCCUGGUUACGAAGGCACCUGGCUAGACACUGGUGAUUUGGGGAGAGUUUUGGGUGGACAGCUCUAUGUAACUGGACGAGUCAAGGAUGUUAUCAUUAUCAAUGGCAAGAACUACUAUCCAACUGAUGUGGAGCUUUCAGUGGAUGAAACUUUUGGAAUCAUCAUUCGCCCAGGGAGAACAACAGCCUUUCAGCAUGGAGAUGACAGCAUUGGUGUCACAGUUGAGGGCCGCAAGGACUUUGACAUUUCAUCAAAUGUAGAUUUGGCUGUUAAGAUAGCAAACCAUGUGUCCCAAGUUCAUGGGCUCUCUGUUACAGAGGUUGUGGUUCUCAAGCUGGGUGUUACUCCAAAGACCACUUCAGGAAAGUUGAAGAGGAGUGAGAUCCGGCAGACCACUAUUGCUGGUAAUUGGAAGAAAUCCUCUGUGCUCCUCAGAUUCCAACGACAGGCAAAUGAAUCACCUUUCGAGGAGAGCUCUUUCCUUGAGCAUAGCUUUGCAAGGAAUGGGGUUACCAGCAGUGAGUUCUAUUUGUCAGAAGGAACUCAAAGUGAAAUCAUGAGAAGAUCAAUGACACUACCAUUUGGGAAUGUUGGCCUUGGCAGUGUGCCCACAAGGAGUGAGUUGCAGGCAAGCAGCCCUGAUCCCAACUCAAAUAGGUCUGUAGAUGGAUGUGGAUCUACAAAUCCAGAUGACUUCUCCAUCAAAUAUGCCAAUGUAAUCACAUCUGUUCUGGGUUCUGAAGUGGACACAUCAAAAACAUGGGCUGAGAAUGGACUGACAUCUCUCAAGAGUGCUGAGCUGAGGAACAUUGUUGAAGAAGUGUUACGUGUGGUCCUUCCAGUCAACUUUGAACAGCUCUACCCAACACCCAGUGAACUAUCAGUAUUUUUGAGAGCAUCAGAGGGCAAGAGCUUCCCCAAGCAAAUUGCAGAUGAUCACACUGACUUCCUGUGGAACUCAGAAAUAUCAAAGCUGAGCAAGCUACAGCUAGGAGCAAUCCAAACUCUUGGCUUCAUUCUGAUCCUCGUGUUGCUCUUUAGCUCAUUGGUUCCAUCCAUCUUCCUUGUUUCCUGGGUCAUGGACAAAUGUGGCUCAUCUCAAGGUGGAGGCUGCAAUGGUCCAAUCUCAUGGUUUUUCUUGCCCAUAACAUUCCCCCUCUUUCUACUGUCCCUUUCAGUGAUUGUAGUAGUCUGCAAGGUGACUGUUGUAGGGAAAUACAAGCAUGAUCAGUUUGAUCUCUUAUCAUGGGACUAUGUUCGCUGGUGGUUUGUGGACAGGCUCAUUGAUCUUUGGGAAGCUAUAGUGGGACAAUUUUUUGUUGGGACCAAAUACAUUUGGAUCUUCUAUAGGCUGCUCGGAGCAGAUGUUGCAUGGUCUGCCAAGAUUGAAUCCUGCAUGCGAGAAUUUGAUCUUGUAAAGGUGGGGAGCAAUGCUACUAUUGGGCACAUGAUCAACUGCAGGAAAUUUUCCCAGUCUGCAGAUUCAGGCCCAAAGUUGACCUUCCGGCCAAUUCUCAUCGGAAAUGACUGCACAAUCGCUGGUAUGGUCAGCCCAGGAGCCAAGAUUGGAGAUGGUAGUAGGGUGGAGAAACUAUCUGUUGUCGAAGAGGGAGCCAUGGUACCACAUGGUGUCCUUGCCAAAGGAAACCCGGCGUGCCAUGCCGGCUCGUUUGAGCACACCAAAUCAGAGUACUGGGAAGAGUCCAUGUUGGAUAUUUUCAAGAUUGUUUGGACAAUCGUUGAAGCCUACCACUUCUUUGCACUGUCAUAUCUUGUCCAUAUGACACUGAACCAACUGUUGCCCUCCUGGCGCUAUGCUACUCUCCUCCAUUGGUUCUUGCUUGUUCCAGGCACUUCGUUUCUUGCCAUCCUCACAAGCAUUCCUCUCAAAUGGCUUCUGAUUGGGAAACGUGAUCCAACAGACGAAUAUGAGGGUUCACUCUGGAAACAAGGAACCAAUUGGGCGUGUGACUUUCACUUCCGAGCAGCUUCCUGGGCUCUUACUCCCUUCUUUGGACAGUCCAAACUUUGGAACAUCAUCCUUUACCUGCAUGGCCUUGAUGUUGACAUGGAAUCACUUCUGAACAACCCCUACCUGAUCUUCUUCCCUUCGAAGGUUGAUUAUGUGAAGAUCCGUCAGUCAUUUGUUGCUACAAUUUCUCUUGACUUUGUCAAUAGAAGGGAUUCCAAGAUUGAGAUUAUCAAAAGCAGCAUUGGUUAUGGUGUCAACCUGCAUGCUGGUGCCAAGAUCAUGCAAUCUGUGAUCCCACCUAGGUUGGAUGUUUCGGAUAAUGUCUAUGAUAUGAAUCAUUCAGCAAAGGCAUGGAAGCCUAGUUUCACCAUGGGCAUGUUGCUUCCUGAACUUGCACAACUACUGCUGAAUGUGAUCCUGUUUGUUACUCUCAUUCCAUCCUAUGAGAUUGGACUGGCUGCUGUAAAGGGCACCCCUGAUGCUCUUUCUGUUUUUGUUUCUGCCACAGCCUUUCUCCUUGUACUGAUUUUGUGGAUUUCCCUGACUUUUGUGAUUGAAAAGAUCAUGUUGAUUCUUCCAAGAUGUGCUCAACAGAGUUUGUUUGGAGUCUACAUUAAUCAUGUCUGGAUCUUCCGCGUUGGCAACUGGCUGGAGAUGCUUCUCUAUGGAACACCACUAUUUCCGUACUAUGCACAACUCAUGGGAGCAGAAGUGAAUGGCGAUCUUUGGUAUUUUGGACAUGCUCUCUAUGAAUACAGUAGACUUCAUUUCCAAGGUGGCACAAUCGUGGACAGCUCCAGCUUGAAUGGCCAUUAUAUUGAUGGCAAUGGACUCACUGUUGGUGACACCUAUGCAUCUGGCAUUUUGCAUCCUGGAUGCUUUGCCGUUGCCGGCUCUGUUGUGGACAGAGAAGAGAAUGGUCCCUGGAAGGUUUUCUUGACAAGUGAUGGCCUGGAUUCCACCGAGGAUCUACGAAGAAGCCAUUCAACCUACCACCAUGGAGAAAAUGAAGCUCUUUAG